Molecule: messenger RNA, 1668 nt
Organism: Sungouiella intermedia
Lineage: Eukaryota; Fungi; Ascomycota; Pichiomycetes; Serinales; Metschnikowiaceae
Source: the annotation of a GenBank genome assembly
AUGUCUCAAACUGUCGCUACUACGGCCUUUCAGGACCAGAAACCGGGAACCUCUGGGCUCCGGAAGAAGGUGACUGUUUUCCAGCAACCAAAUUACACAGAAAACUUCAUCCAGGCCAUUUUGGAAGCAAUUCCAGAAGGUAGCCAGGACGCUACGUUGGUGGUAGGAGGCGAUGGUCGUUACUACAAUGACCAUGUGAUCCAGUUGAUUGUGGAAAUUGCCGCUGCGAAUGGCGUCAAGAAGUUGAUCAUUGGUCAAAAUGGUUUGCUCUCCACCCCAGCAACUUCUCAUGUCAUUAGAAUUAGAAAAGCCACCGGUGGUAUCAUUUUGACGGCCUCCCACAACCCAGGUGGACCUAAAAAUGACUUGGGUAUUAAGUACAACUUGGCAAACGGUGGCCCUGCCCCUGAAUCGGUCACCAACAAGAUUUACGACAUCUCCAAGACCCUCACUGAGUACAAGAAGGCAGAUGUGGGUAAAGUGGACCUUUCCAAGAUUGGAACCGUGACUGCGGGCCCAAUUGAGGUGGAGAUCAUUGAUACUACCGCUGACUACGUUGAUCUCAUGAAGGAGAUCUUUGAUUUCCCCCUCAUUAAGUCUUUCAUCGAGAAGGCCAAGGCCCAGGACUUCCUGGUGCUUUUUGAUGCCUUGAACGGUAUCACUGGUCCAUAUGGUUACAAGAUCUUUGUAGAGGAAUUGGGUUUACCUGAGUCUUCCAUCCAGAACUACGUUCCCAAGCCGGACUUUGGAGGCUUGCACCCAGACCCUAACUUGACUUACGCUAAAACUUUGGUGGACAAGGUGGACGCCAACAACAUUGCAUUUGGUGCUGCUUCCGAUGGAGAUGGAGACAGAAACAUGAUCUACGGAGCUGGAGCAUUCGUUUCUCCUGGUGAUUCCGUGGCCAUCAUUGCCGAAUACGCAGAUUCCAUUCCAUACUUUAAGAAACAGGGUGUUUAUGGAUUGGCCCGUUCCAUGCCAACUUCUGGCGCUUUGGACUUGGUUGCCAAGGACAAGAAGCUCAAUGUUUACGAGGUCCCAACCGGAUGGAAGUUCUUCUGCUCGCUUUUCGAUGCUAAGAAGUUGUCUAUCUGUGGUGAGGAGAGUUUCGGCACAGGAUCCAACCACAUCAGAGAGAAGGACGGUUUGUGGGCCAUUUGUGCCUGGUUGAACGUUUUAGCUGACUUCAACUUGCAGUUCCCUGACGAAAAGACUUCCAUCAAGAGCGUUCAGGAGAAGUUCUGGCAAAAGUACGGCAGAACCUUUUUCACCAGAUACGAUUACGAGGAGGUUUCUAGUGAGGGAGCCGGUGAGUUGAUUGACUUGCUUGCCUCUAUUGUUGAGAAGAGCAGUGCUGGCACCGAAUUGGCCCCAGGUUACGUUGUCACCGAGGCUGCCAACUUUUCUUACACUGACUUGGACGGCUCUGUUUCACCGAACCAGGGUUUGUUCAUCAAGUUCGAGUCGGGCUUGAGAUUCAUUGUCAGAUUGUCUGGUACUGGAUCUUCUGGAGCUACUGUUAGAUUGUACUUGGAGAAGCAUUCGAGCGACCCAUCUACCUACGGUUUGUCCGUGGACAAGUUUUUGGCUGACGAUGUCAAGUUUGUGUUGCACUUGUUGAAGUUCAAGCAACUAUUGAACAAGGAGGAGCCAGAUGUUCGUACCUAA